Molecule: messenger RNA, 3824 nt
Organism: Pseudophryne corroboree (corroboree frog)
Lineage: Eukaryota; Metazoa; Chordata; Amphibia; Anura; Myobatrachidae
Gene: ST3GAL2
Product: ST3 beta-galactoside alpha-2,3-sialyltransferase 2
Exons: 7
Coding region: 566-1621 (351 amino acids)
Biological process (GO): sialylation
Cellular component (GO): membrane
Molecular function (GO): beta-galactoside (CMP) alpha-2,3-sialyltransferase activity
Source: RefSeq, a predicted model, not a curated record
CAGCAGCAGGGUGUAAAUAAGCACAGCAGCCACCAGUGAAGCACAUGACCCGGCAGCCAGGGGCUCUGCAGCGCUGUGGCUGGCCCCGCCCACCACAGUAGGCUUCCUGUAACAGCCCAGCUUCCCUGCUGCUGGAUGUGGCUGCUCUGUGCUACCUCCCACACCACACUGUCCCAGGGCCGCCACCUGACCCUGCUCUUCACAGGAGGGAGCAACAAACCAGGCAGGUGACUUCAUCCUCAGGUGUAAGGUGACCCGAUGACAGCUCGGUGAUUGUGUGACGGACGCCAGGCUCAGGGAUCGGGACAGUUUACCUCUCACAGCAGGAAGGUUCGGAGGAUGAAAGACACAUGACCUACAUGUGGAGAUAAAUAAUAUCCUCUGCACACCCUAGGGCCACCGCCUGAGGCUCCCUCUCACCCUGUGCGGAUGACCAGUCUCCUGGAGUUGGCCGGCGUAAGAAGCCAGGAUUCUUAGCAGUGCCACAGUGGAGGCCCAUGCUGCGGAGGGGUGGAACUCACUGUUGGGGUCCCCUGCUCAGGACCGCUGCGGGGUGGGCAUCAGGAUGAGGUGCACCUUACGAAUAUGGAUCCUCAGCACUUCUGUCCUCCUCUUCAUCAUGUCCCUUCUCUUCACCUUCUCUCAUAAUGGGACAGAGGCUCCAGUGUACUCCGAGCUGGCGGGAUGGGCCUCAGCAGAGGGGCUCCCUGUCCGGCUUGUGCCUGGCUACCCUGGGGUGAGACAUCACCCCGUUCCUCUUCAUCUACCAAAGGACUGCUCCUGCCACCGCUGCCUGCGACAGCCUGGCUCUUCCACCUGGUUUGACAGUCACUAUGACGUGACCAUCUCGCCUGUGUGGACGCUGGAAAAUCAGGCGUUACCGGCGGAUGUCCAGCACUGGUGGAUGAUGCUGCAGCCCCAGUUCAGGUCCCACAACACCCUGGAGAUCUUGUCGCAGCUGUUCCAGAUCAUCCCCGGCCGGAAUCCUUACAAGCCGCAGGACCCUCUGGCUUGUCACCGGUGUGCUGUGGUUGGUAAUUCCGGCAACCUGAGAGGGUCCGGCUAUGGCAAGGACAUAGACAGCCACAGCUUCAUCAUGAGGAUAAACCAAGCGCCCACUCUUGGCUUUGAAAACGACGUUGGCUCCAAAACCACUCAUCACUUUAUGUACCCGGAAAGCGCUAAGAACCUCCCGGCCAACGUCAGCUUUGUGCUGGUCCCAUUUAAAGCUCUGGAUCUUCUAUGGAUCACAAGUGCCCUCUCGACUGGUCAGAUCCGCUUCACAUACGCUCCGGUGAAGGCGUUCCUGCGUGUGGACAAAGAUAAGGUUCAGAUCUACAACCCAGCUUUCUUUAAGUACAUCCAUGACCGCUGGACGGAGCAUCACGGGCGUUACCCGUCCACCGGCAUGCUGGUUCUCUUCUUCGCUCUUCACGUCUGUGACGAGGUGAAUGUGUUUGGCUUUGGUGCGGACAGUCGCGGGAACUGGCAUCACUACUGGGAAAAUAACCGAUACGCUGGCGAGUUCCGCAAAACUGGGGUGCAUGACGCAGACUUUGAGGCACAAAUCAUUGACACGCUCGCCCGUGAGGGCAAAAUCAAGGUGUAUCGCAGUACAUGAGCCACACCCCACGCACCUCUAUAAGCCCGGCCUACUUUUGUGGUAUAAAGGGGCAGACACACCACUCCAGUAAUGGCUGGCCAAUCAGGUUAGCAGCAAUGUGCCAUAUUGUAUCUGAAGACCAAUCAUGGAGUCGCAAGGCACAUUUAGCCCUUCAGAGUUACAGUAUGGAUUUCUGUUUUACGCACCAAAUUCUGGUUUAUCAGGUGGAAGUUUGAUCUUGGUCCUAAUCUGGUGUCGCCUUCUGCUGCAUGGCAUCGGACGGUCCCGCCGGCACCAUGAACUGCUGCCUUUGUGCCCUGAUCAUUGGGCAACCCAUGCAUCUCAGCCGCUUAUUGGCCUCACUAGCCAUGUGCUCCACGAAGCUCUAUGACUCUACUUCUACACAUGGUAUAUUGUUCCUACUGCUCCCCCAUGUCGGAGGGUGACCCAGGCUCCCUGGCAAGAAAGGGGUGACCGUACCAAUUUCCUGGAAUGUAUAAAGCUGGACUUGUACAAUCCCCAUUAGCCAAUAAUCGUGGAGACCAGAGACCUUCAUGAGAGUUGCUGGACCCAUCUCCUGUGUCGAUCCGCAUCGUCAGGCCGGCGCUUUUGUCUGCCCGUGGGAUCGUUGGGCGACCAGGAGAUAGGUGGCCAAUGAUCAUGUCUGUAGGGGUUCCACAAGGAGAUGAGGUGGGCCUCUCUUCUAUGAAGCGUAUGGUUUCCAGAGCACUUUGCUCCUUGUUCAGCAGUGUUAAACUUUUUCUGUCCUUUGUGCGCUAGUGAAAAGACUUUAUAGAAGUGUAUGCUCCGUCAUCUCACUGAGUGUGUGGCUUUGUAGUUUUGUAUUUUGUAGGAUACUCGGCUACACAAAGGUUCCGAUCCUCUGUGGGCUGAGGACCCUCACUGUUGUUUUUGGUAAUAUGAGCAGCUGAAGGUUAUAUUUUGGGGUACAGGAAAGCCACUAUUGGUAGACACCGAGCCCCGAACAGGCUAUGAAUGUCUACUAGGAAAUAUGAUGCCCUUUUACUCUGCAAACGCUUGCUAAGCCGUCAUAGGAGUUGCAGUAGAGGCCGUGGAUAAAUCGAGCACUUUACAAGGAAUUUCCAAAUAAUGUAUUUAUCUGGGGAACAGAGACGUAUAUUCCCAGAAUGUAACAAAGGAUGGGGAGUGGUCACUCCAUGGUAUCCUGUGUAUCAUUACCACCUGUCGCGGGAGGCUUGGGCUGUUUCGGGCCGUGCCCCUCUAUACACGUGCGAUUUGCGGUUCUGUGUAACGGUGAAUGGGAGUUGAUCUAGUGAGAGAGGAAUUUCGGAUGGUUUCCUCCGCUGAAUAAUGUGGUUAUCCAGGUUCCAAUAGACUGCGCUAAAGUCAUAGUAAACCAGAUGUGUAACUGAGUUGUGUAUUAAGGAUUACCUUUGGGGGCAGCCAUUUUGUCAGCUGAAUCCAUAUUCCUGAGAAUGCAUCCUACAGAUUUUCUGGGAAGGGGGUUGGGCUUGGUUCUGGCAUUUUCUGGGAAGGGGGUUGGGCUUGGUUCUGGCACUGGGAAGGGGGUUGGGCUUGGUUCUGGCAUUUUUUGGGUAGGGGGUUGGGCUUAUGUUAAAUUUACUCCAACAGCCUUUUGCUUUAAGUUUAGUUAUGAUUAUGAGUGGCGGUUCCUGAUAAGAAGUACGUUCGUAGGAACACAGGAUAUCACUAAGUCGUGUGGCACGUUAUAGCUCAGUGAUGUCACUCAGUCAUAGUAAAUGAGACACGUAAUACCUCAGUGAGGUCUCGGAUUCCUAGUGAAGGGAUAGGUUGCGCUCUUGUGAGUAUUGGUUUAUCCCACAAAAUGGCUGCCUCCGCUGUGUUGGGGACAGGUAGAUUUUGUUUGCGCCGGUGUUCCAAUCGGUACUGCAUUUAAAAAAAUGAUAAAAUGACCCUAUAGUAUGAAGGCUUCCCUGAUGUCAGAUGCCUGGUGGUCUCGUGUUGGUUUUAGAAGUCCAGGCCCUGGGAAGUGUUUCUGAGUCAUCACCAUGGUUAAAUUCGUUAUCUGAUUUUGCCACAUUUUCCCCGAUAAACAUUGUAUAUGGAAGUGUGACGCAUUAACCCUUCAUUCUGUUCUUCUGUACAUUACUCACCCCAGUGGUGGCCUAUCAGUAUUAUAAUCGGUGUCAUUGCUGUGCGGCCUCCGCGUGGCGGACACACAGCAGAAGUAAUAAACAUGGAAAUGUUUGUCACCUAA